Molecule: messenger RNA, 405 nt
Organism: Schistosoma spindalis
Lineage: Eukaryota; Metazoa; Platyhelminthes; Trematoda; Strigeidida; Schistosomatidae
Source: the annotation of a GenBank genome assembly
AUGAUAAUCAGUUCACUGAUAGAUCCUUCACCACUACAAUAUAAUUAUGGAGCAAAACAUCCAGAAUUAUCAACUAAUUAUUCAGAAGGAGUGAAUAUCACCCUACACGGAACUUCACAAUUUUAUGUUUAUCCAAAAUGGUCAAUUUAUUUAGGUUGGACCAUGAGUGGAAUAUCAAUUAGCAUGAUUCCAUUGGUAUUUUUCAUUGUUUUAGUUAAAAAUGGUUUUAGAAUGAAGAUUGGUGAAUUUUUCUCAAUGGGACCACUUGAUGUAUGGCCAGUCAAGAAACGGCAUCAAAUAUGUAAUCGAUAUUUCAACCGGAGAGAAGGAGACCAUGACAGGAAAUGUACUAGCAAAAUAAAUGAUAAAAAUACACAAAGUAAUCAUUAUGAAUCUUCAAGAUAG